GAGCCAGAGGCAGUGACUGCAGCCUCAGCCCCAGCUUCAGCCAAGGCCUCAGGGACUGAGAGUGAGUCUCUGUGUGAGGAGACCAAUCACGCACUGCAGGGAGCCAUAGAGAAGCUGCAGAGCGGCUUUAGCACCCUCCGAAAGGAGAAGGUGGACCUGAAGGAGCGGGUGGAGAAACUAGAGCUUCUAUUCAUCAGGCUCUCUGAAGAGACAGACACGAUGAGAAAGAACAUCAAAUCAUAUGAGCCGCAGAGGGCAGUCCCAAAGCCCCGUCACCAGGAGGAGGGGGAAAAGCGGGAGGUGAAGGUGAGGCGAGCAGCAUCUCUGUGGGGCUGAGGGGGUUGAGAGUGGGCAUGGGCAUGGCUGCUGGCACCAGCGUGGCAGCUAAGCACCCCUGUCUCCAGCUGCAGCUGCAGGAGCCAGUGUUUCCAAUUCUGGGUGACAACGAGGGCCAUGCCAAAUUCCUGGCCACUGCCAAGAACCAUGUUGAUGAGCCAGCUCAAGGGGCCCCAGCACCCCAGGGGCUUUGGACAGUCAACAAACAGGGAGGUGAGUGGAGCCCUCAGGCAGGGUGGGCAGGCAGGGGCAGGGGUGACUCACCCUGUGCUGAGAUCCCCACCUCCCUCUCUCCAAAGAUCUUUGUGAGGUCAGCCUUGCACACAGCAUGGAGCCUGCAAGAUACGCCUGGGAGCGAUCUCCCCAGGGCAACCCCACUGUAGGACACAUCGUGCCACCGCUUCGUGAAAUGAAGACCUUCCAGGAGCACCCAGGCUUGGGCCAGAACUCCUACGUGCCAUUGUAUUACCAGGCUGCCAAGAACAGGGAGAUCAGCAUCACCAUCUUCUAAGAGCUUGGCAAGAAACUUAAACACCAAAACAAAGUUCUGGGGUUAAUCUACACAGUUCAUUAACUUUAUUUAGAUGUUAGAGCCACUUAUGUU
Molecule: messenger RNA, 940 nt
Organism: Sapajus apella (tufted capuchin)
Lineage: Eukaryota; Metazoa; Chordata; Mammalia; Primates; Cebidae
Product: golgin subfamily A member 2-like
Exons: 3
Biological process (GO): spindle assembly; Golgi organization
Cellular component (GO): Golgi cis cisterna; Golgi cisterna membrane; cis-Golgi network
Source: RefSeq, a predicted model, not a curated record